Fimicolochytrium jonesii is the source of this 924-nucleotide messenger RNA. RefSeq lists its product as uncharacterized. The record is from RefSeq and is a predicted model, not a curated record. NCBI's taxonomy places the organism in Eukaryota, Fungi, Chytridiomycota, Chytridiomycetes, Spizellomycetales, Powellomycetaceae. Bases 124 to 672 code for a protein of 182 amino acids. The transcript has 3 exons.
AGUUGCAAUCUCUCCUUCAUGUAAGCGAGCAACUGGUGGAGAACUUCUUUGCUUUUUGGAACAGCUUGCUUUGGAAAAGCUGAACGAAAUCAAAACCGAGGACGCAGAGCAAAGCAAAACACAAUGUCUGCAGACAUCACAGACAUCACUCAAGCCAUUCGAUUACUACCUGAGAGCGAAAGGGCUGCGGUGCUUUUAGCUUGGGUGGAAGCGAAGCGCGCCGAGGCGGAAGUUAAGCGCGCCGAGGCGGAAGCCAAAUUGGCCGAGGUCAAGGCGGACACCGCUCGGAGGCUUGCCGAUAUCCGCCGGGUUGCGGAAGAGAGGCUUAAGACGCGGAGCUUUGCGGACGCUUUGUUUGUUAUAGCGACGGUUGUCGCCAUCGCAUGGAUAAUCGUCGCCAGCCUGUGCUUUCGAGCAGCGCAGCCCGCCGCCAAAACGGGAACGGUGUUCCUGUUUGCGCUUUUUGGAAUCGUUUUAGGGGCUGGGUUUCAAUUUGUACAUGGUCUUGGCGUGCUGGACUCGCAGAUCAAAGCCGAUAUCCUUCAGCUGGUGCAUUACGUCGAUAUCGCCGAAGACCGAACGGACGCCUUGUAUGAUGGCAUUAGGUCGCUAGCUGAGAAGACGAGUGCCAAUUCGAAAAAGGACUCGUUAGGGCUAUUGAAGGGGUGUUGAGCAUUCCGAGUAGUAUCAGAAGCAUCAUGGGUGGAUUUCGGGCUGGAAUUGCGACUCUGCGUCAGCGUGAUCCACGUCGGCCUUUGUACAGUAACUCCAUUUAAUUCGAGCUGUACCAUUUUUUUGGCAAAGGAGAAGGGUGUUUUGGUCGACGUAAAUUUCAAACGCCAUUGAGAUAUUCGUGUGGAAGUGAUACAAGCGCGAGAUGCAGCAGAUGUUCAUGGCUAUUGCGCGAGAAACUGGUGAUGACGA